AUAAUGGAUAAUCUCCUAAAUAAAUAUUUUAGACGUAUAACGGAGAUUCUUCCGGAAAAUUUUCAAGCAUUUGAUACAUUUAGGGUGCUUAUUUUAUUUUUUGGUGUAAAUGGAUUAGACAUAAUGGAUGCGUUAGAGACUGUUGAUAAGCAGGUUUUAAUAGAUUGGGUAUAUUCGAAUCAGAUAAUUUCAAGUUCUCAGAGUGAUGAUAGAUGUGGCUUUCGUGGCUCUAAUUGCAUUUCUGGUGCUGAUUCACUUACGCACACAAUUCUUCCCUACGACGGAAGCCAUAGCACUGCUGUAUACACUUCACUAUGUUGCCUUCUGGCUUUGGGUGAUGAUCUAUCGCGUCUCAAUAGGCCCGGUAUUAUUCGUAGUCUUGCUGCCCUUCAAAUACGUUAUACUGCUUCAUCCUCAACACCAGGCCGUAUAGGUAUCGAAGAAUCAGAUAAAUUGAAUGCAGAGUCUGUCUAUUCAGGCUGUUUCCGCGCAGGAAACUUCUGUGGCGAGUUGGAUGCUCGUUUUGUAUUUUCUUCAAUCGCUAGUCUCUACAUACUUGAUGCUUUGAAGGAGAUUGAUACCAAUUCGACCAUUGCUUUUAUAACUCGCUGUCUGAAGAUCUUUUGA
Protopolystoma xenopodis is the source of this 627-nucleotide messenger RNA. Lineage: Eukaryota; Metazoa; Platyhelminthes; Monogenea; Polystomatidea; Polystomatidae. The record is from the annotation of a GenBank genome assembly.